Molecule: messenger RNA, 501 nt
Organism: Fonsecaea nubica
Lineage: Eukaryota; Fungi; Ascomycota; Eurotiomycetes; Chaetothyriales; Herpotrichiellaceae
Product: V-type proton ATPase proteolipid subunit 2
Exons: 5
Coding region: 1-501 (166 amino acids)
Biological process (GO): proton transmembrane transport
Cellular component (GO): proton-transporting V-type ATPase, V0 domain
Molecular function (GO): proton-transporting ATPase activity, rotational mechanism
Source: RefSeq, a predicted model, not a curated record
AUGGCGACAAUUACAGAAGGACCUGGCAGUGAACUCACGCCCAACUUUGCUCCCUUCUUUGGCAUGGCCGGAAUUGCCUCUGCUAUGAUCUUCGGCUGUAUCGGAGCCGCCUAUGGCACCGCGAAAUCAGGCAUCGGAAUUGCUGGUGUGGGAACUUACCGUCCUGACCUGAUCAUGAAGUCCCUCAUCCCUGUCGUUAUGUCUGGUAUCAUCGCCGUCUACGCCCUCGUCAUUGCCGUGCUCAUCGCCGGAGACAUGGGACCUCCGCCGCAGCAGAACUACAGCUUGUUCACCGGAUUUAUGCACCUGGCUUCCGGAUUAAGCGUCGGUCUGGCCGGUCUUGCGGCAGGCUAUGCCAUUGGGAUUGUGGGAGAUAUGGGAGUGAGAUGUUACAUGCAGCAAAGCAGGAUAUUUGUGGGCAUGGUGCUCAUUUUGAUCUUUGGUGAAGUAUUGGGGCUUUAUGGGUUGAUUGUGGGGUUGAUUCUGCAUUCGAAGAGUUGA